Molecule: messenger RNA, 4981 nt
Organism: Mya arenaria
Lineage: Eukaryota; Metazoa; Mollusca; Bivalvia; Myida; Myidae
Product: transmembrane protein 192-like
Exons: 7
Coding region: 114-908 (264 amino acids)
Cellular component (GO): late endosome; lysosomal membrane
Source: RefSeq, a predicted model, not a curated record
AUGACACCGGUUCAUUCUAUUUUUCUUGGGGUUAAUAACAAAACUUCCGCGAAAAUCAGGAACUAAUAUAUUAUCUGAUUUAAUUGUUUCGAGAUUUAAAUUGUUGCAAGAAAAUGGUCAGCUUGUCUCAGGAUGCAAGUAGGGGACUUUUCUUUGAGGAACACCAGGAGGAUGAUGACUUAACGGACUCGGCCAACCUGUCGUUAGUGAUGAGCACAGAACAGAGUGGCCGCACCAUCAACACAACAUGGUCCAUACUGCUGGAAAUUUCCCUUCUGAUUGGAGUAUGGGUAUGUGUCUUUAUCCUACCAAAGCUGUGUACAGAUGAGAAGUGUGGAGUCUCUGCCUAUGCGCUGGAGCUGUUCUUAGUGGCUGGAGUCUGGUUCAUUCAGCUUGCCAUUGAUAGAUAUUACAGAAAUCAACACUAUCGGAGCCGACUGUUUGGGUACUUGAACUUCUACCGCCAGACACGAAACAUCCGACGUCUUCCCCUCGUUGUUGCUUCAGCAGCCCUGUCCAUUCUCCUGAUAACGACCCAGAUAAUCAUGGAAAAGUGUGUUCACCAAGUGAAGUGUGGUCCCCUGUCACGGGAGGGCUACAUACAGAUCGUAGUGUCUGUGUCCUGUGCGCUGCAGAUUGGUCUGUUGGUCAUUUAUAGCAUCCGCACAAUCCAGUUCAACAGAAGUGGAGCCUCCCCCGAUGUUAACCAGGAGGAAUUGAUGACCAGCUUCCUACAGACUAACUCUAUUUCAUCAGAUAUCGGCUUCAGAGAUGCAGGGUUGCUUGACCAGGUUCUAGAGAAGCAAGCGGACAUGAUUCGAUACCUCCGACAGCACAAUGAACAGCUAAGCAGGAGGAUUCUCACUCUGUCUGAAGAAAACGAGAGUUUACAACUGCGGAAAAAAUGAAGGGUUUUUCACAGUCAAAUGUGAUUUAUCAUAGUAGAAUUUAUAAUUAAGAUUUAUAUCCGGCCCGAAUUGCUCGAACAAUCUCAAUUCCCUUACAACAGGCUCGAGCUAAGCACACUAUUUUUCCUUUUGGUAUUCUUUAUGAUAUUCUCACUUUGAAGAGUUUGGAGUCUUUAAAAGGAAAAUAUCAUGAUGAUAUUAGCCAAAUACACUUUUUUGUUUUGUAUUAUCAAGUUAUGUUAUUUGGCUAAAUGAAGUAAGAUACUUGAGCUUGUUUCACUUAAGGUUGUCGAGAAAUUGGCGCCAUCAUGGUCUUGAUAACAGUUUCUUGUCGCAGGAUUAAUGGAUGAGGAAAUAUACGUUCACAGUUGCACUAUGAACAAAAUGAACUUCGGACAAAAAAAAACCCCAACACUUGGCAAAACACACAUAUUGCUUUGAGCAAAAAACAAUCAACACUUCGGACAAAAAACACACACACUUGAAUUUUUGUGUGACUUUCUUGCUUCGCUAUGCAGGGUAAUUACAUGUAUCUGUACAAGUUUCUUGUUGCUAUUCAGGCAGUUAUUUGUUAACCAUAUUUCGUUAUCAGUGAGACAUUCAAAAUAGUUAGUACAAUUUGUUAAAAAAAUAUGUUGUUGUUCACCUCUUAUGUUGAACAAUCCUAACUUGCAAAUUUCUGAUUUCUGUUUUUCCCCUAACUUGUAAUAGUUUUUCUUUUCUCUACAAAGGGUAGUUGAGAUGUAUGUCAUUAUUUAUUUGGAACAAAUAGAUUGAAUUCCACUUCCAUUGUUCAACUUGUGGCUUCCAUGCCUUCAUGUUAUUUAAUGUUCAUGAACAAAUUCAACUUUACAUUUGUAGCAUUUUUUUUAAUGCUCUGCAACGUAUACAUCUUUGCAACCACGGUACUUUCUUCUGUCACACUCCAUGAUAAAUACAGUGGAAAAAUUGACUGACAAAAUUUUGUUUCAAUGAGUAUGCUUGAGGCAGGGGAGACAACUUCAAGAAAAUUACAUGUAACAAUUAAAUACGCUCCAUUCAUCACGCAUUGUCAGUUGUCUCCAUAAUCGAGUGGGCAACGAAGCUGUUUUAAAAUUUGUAGUGACCUGGCAAACAAAGUUCAAUUCCAGCUCACGAGACAAUGUUUUCAGUGUCUGUGCAUAUAUCUGCGUUGGUUCAUUGUGGAACAAAUGAAACUGCCUCUUUAAUUAUUCAUAAUUAUGAGGUUUUAUUAGCCAACUUGCCAACAUUACACCACGAAGCAUAGUACAGAUGUGUAUUGGUAGUAUCCAAAGAUGCAUUGUAUUUAAAGUUUUUAUAAAAAAAAAAAAUUGUGAUAUUUAUAAAUAUAUUCCAUUGUACAUUGUAUUCCUAUAUAACUGGAUUCUAGUCAUAUAUGUAAUUAGAGACUGUCGUAUUGUUGUUUUGGCUUGUUUUCAGUUAUAAUCUAAGAAAAUAUUAUAUGGUCUAUUUUAUUUAAACACACAACACACCCAGCCCAGAAAGACAAAAUGAUAAGAAAUUCCAUAGAAGAGGUCCCUGUUAAAUUUUUUAUACAAAUUUGAAAAAUCUUAUUUGGGACUAUCCGUAUUUGGGACUAUCCAUAUUUGGGACUAUCCGUAUUUGCUCCACAAACAGUAAUGAACUGUUUUUUCUAAAACAAAUCUUGAUUUCAUUAUAUUAUCCCAAAGUUAAAAUAAUUAAGACAUUCUUGUAGAUCUCAAUCUGCACGUCCACUAUUACUGUCUUCAUUUCAUCUCUUAGAAUCUGAUAUCUUUCUUUUCAUGUGGCUUGAAAAAAGGGGUUACAUUUAUUGAAAAUAAUGUGAAUACAUGACGCGUAUGUCACAUCUUUUAAAGCCAAAACAACCUGCCAAAUUAUGCUGCCAGGGUUAAAUGCUGAUUCAAAAUAAAAUUGAAAUAUUUUUAGCAUAUGACUAUGAAUCUAUGUCUAAGAAUAUCUAAAUACAUGUUUCUGAAACACUGUUUUCACACUUGUCACUAUAACACAAUACUUAUACUUAUGGUAUCUUAUACAUUUCCUAAUACUUAGUAUUACACAAGAUAAGUUUCAAAAUAAUAAUGAACACAUAAUAUUUACACCUUUAUUGAAAUGUCUUAAACCCUGUUUGCCUUCGCAGCAGCAUACAGGCUGCCGAGCCUACGUUUCUUCACAGCCUUCCAAUGUUGCACAGCUUUGUUUUAUGGAAAUUCCUCAACACUGGGUACCUUGGUGAGUUGUAUAAGGAUCUGUAAGGAGUCUGCAUGAGAGAAACUUUUGGCUUAUAACUUUAAUAUUGUUCUGGAGGCUCAACCCUUGCUCACAUGCUAUGCUACUGACAGGAAUGCACAAUGAGAUAUGCAACUUUUCUGUCAGAAUGCUGAACAGUUUGCCUGUGUUCUCAUCACUCAAGGUUUCGUUAGAAUGCCUUAAAUACAGGAAAUUUGUUAUGUAGCACCUCUAGUCCAUUGGCAAUAUCUGAUGUUGAUCAGAUUCUGAGUUUGAGUUUAGGCUCUUCCAUCACCUUCUUCAUGUCUUCAAGCUUGCUUGUUCAGAUGCCUGAGCCAGUCACAUGGAUGUACAGGUUCUUCAGAAUCUGUUUGUAGGUCUGGACAUCUGGAAUUGCCUUUGGUGCAUCCGAGCAGUUUAUGGGAUGUUUGUGGGCUAUACAGUGAACAUGUGUCAUAUAUGGCAAGUCCUUAGGCGGCCUUAGCACCUAUACUGCUAUUAUUUCCAAACAUGACUGAUUCACCAUUAAAUCUAUUCAAUAGACUGGACUGUAUGACAGAGAUGUAGAUGAUCACAGAAGAUGUACAUGUAGUGCAGUUUCAUCAAAAUUAGUACAUUUCAGGAGUUUUGUGCAAGACUUUUGUAACAUCUGCUAUUUCUAUUUUAAGUUAAAACUGUCUCGCGCUUAGCCCGCAAUUUCAAGAGUGUUUGGAGGAAAUAUUACCAACAACUGUGCAAGAGCAACGACCCUUAAUCACCAUUUUGAAGAAUGGUUGCUAUCUUGAUUAGAUUAUUGUGUUGUGAAGAAAAAUAAUGAAAUCUACAGAAAUUAUUUUUCUAUAAUUUGGGCAAAUGAGUAAAAUAAUUGAUUCUAAGCGACAUUGUAUUAUUCAUAGGAAAAUGGAAACAAAGACCUUUUUUGAUAAAGGUGUAUCAACAAUUUAUGAAAAUAGUAUGUUCAUUAAAUAAAUUUAAUAUGAAAGUGGGCAGUUUGAAUGUAUAUGUACGCACAAUACACUCGUUAUCCAGAGCUAUGUGUGCACCUAAUACCUAAUCCUGAUUACAACUGAUAACGAGUCAAAACAAUCGGACUUCCUCUAUGUAUUAUGUAUAAUUGUGUAAUUAUUUUAUUGUUGACCAUAGUUUGGUUAAUAAAUUUUACAGAAAUUGUAUAGCCAGGGCCAUCUUUAUUAACAGUAUGCUUGAAGUCACCUGAUGGGCUUACCAGAAGUACCCCCUUAACUAGGUCAUAUUAAUGUAGCGAUGUCUUGUUCAAUUAAUGUGUAGAACGACUGUGAAUAAGUUUUAAGUCUUGCCCUACAAUAUGAUUGUCUUUUAUGCAAUAUCAAAGCCAUUAUAAAAACAUUUUCAAUGUUCAUACAAACAAAACUUUGUUUAGAGGGAAAAGGUGUCCGCUUGUUUGAAACGUUUCAGGUUUCAUCAAGAGUACCCUCUUCUGAUCUCACAUUAAAAACGUUAGUAAUGUAUGUGUAUGCAUGUGUUUUGAUCGUAUUUAUUGUUACCAACAAUAGUUCCAUAAUAAUGUAGAUGUGCAUGGCCAUUUUGUAUAUUUAUUGAUAGAGUAUAACUAUAUUGGUGUUUACCUGUAUCACUGUUACCGGUAUUUGAAAUACAAAAUGUCAGUUUAAAAGGAACCACAUUAAGAUGUUAAUUUAUGUGAAUGAAUUAUUUAUCUCGCCAAAGCUAUGAUUUUGUAUGAAGUGGUUUAUUUCUUAUGAUUAUUUGUUCUAGACAAAAUUGUAUAUAAAUAGAAUAUUUUAUAUUUGUUAUUUCUAUUUGUAUUAUUACCAUGACUCUGAACAAUUCUUCAAUAAAGAAUUUUC